AAGGCUUUGCCUGAGGGUUUAAAGAAAGCUGCUGCUUUUAAGUCUUCACUUUCCAUGUGCAAACUAAGGAGUAAAUAAUUGUGGAGAUAUGAACGAAAGCCUGGAGGCAAAUGGAACGGCAGUGGCAGUCCCUUGGAUUGAGGCCACCGACGGCAACCGCAGUUUGGAGCUAUCCUCCGAGACUCUGGACUUCCCCAUUAACCCCUGGGACAUAAUGCUGUGCAUGUCGGGGACUGUGAUCGCCUGCGAGAACGCCAUCGUCGUAGCCAUCAUAUUUUACACGCCAACUUUGCGAACACCCAUGUUUGUUCUCAUCGGAAGCCUCGCCACCGCGGAUCUCUUGGCAGGGAUGGGAUUGAUAUUAAACUUUGUGUUCCAGUACUUAAUUUCCUCAGAGACUAUCAGCCUCAUCACUGUAGGGUUUCUCGUUGCUUCUUUCACCGCAUCUAUCAGCAGUCUGUUGGCCAUCACAGUCGACCGCUAUUUCUCUCUGUACAAUGCCUUGACUUACUUCUCAGAAAAGACGGUACUGUAUAUUCACAUCAUGCUAUUCGUUACAUGGGGAGUUUCGCUCUGCUUAGGACUUUUGCCCGUUCUGGGAUGGAACUGCCUGGCGGAGCCAUCAACCUGCAGUAUCGUCAAGCCGUUGACCAAGAGUAACGUGAUUUUGUUGGCAAUUUCGUUUUUCGCCAUAUUUAUCAUUAUGCUAACCCUGUAUUUCAAGAUCUGCAAGAUUGUAUGCAGACAUGCCCAUCAAAUCGCUCUCCAGCAACAUUUUUUCACCACUUCACACUAUGUGGCCACAAAGAAGGGUGUCUCGACACUUGCCAUCAUUUUGGGGACGUUUGGGGCGAGCUGGCUUCCCUUUGCCAUUUACUGCCUUGUGGGUGAGCACGACUACCCGUCUGUGUACACCUACGCUACCCUUUUACCAGCGACCUACAAUUCAAUGAUCAAUCCAAUCAUUUAUGCCUACAGGAACACGGAGAUUCAGCGAUCACUGUAUGUCCUUUUUUGUGGCUGCUUUCAAACUAAUGUGUCUUAUCGGUCGAGAUCUCCAAGUGAAGUCUAA
Molecule: messenger RNA, 1072 nt
Organism: Megalops cyprinoides (Indo-Pacific tarpon)
Lineage: Eukaryota; Metazoa; Chordata; Actinopteri; Elopiformes; Megalopidae
Product: G-protein coupled receptor 6
Exons: 2
Coding region: 89-1072 (327 amino acids)
Biological process (GO): G protein-coupled receptor signaling pathway
Cellular component (GO): membrane
Molecular function (GO): sphingosine-1-phosphate receptor activity
Source: RefSeq, a predicted model, not a curated record